Molecule: messenger RNA, 2974 nt
Organism: Paralichthys olivaceus (Japanese flounder)
Lineage: Eukaryota; Metazoa; Chordata; Actinopteri; Pleuronectiformes; Paralichthyidae
Source: RefSeq, a predicted model, not a curated record
AGCUCUGCGGAGACGGGAAGGCCAGUCCAUGGCAUCUUGAUAUUAAAAACCGUGGGCUCUGCUGCGCAUUCCUCACCGACCGUCCUUUUUCCCCUCCUGCGGAGUGGAAAGGAUUAACUUGGCCAUAUAAAGGAGGCGAGGGAGGGAAAUCUUACCCAAUAAUUCAGUCUGAACAGAUUCUGUUUUUUUGGGGGGGGGAUUCGUGUGUGUGUGUGUGUGUGUUGGGGAGAGAUCAUUAUUGGACCUGCGAUGGACUCCAGCGCGGGGGAACAUGGCAUGGCUCGACUUGGAUUGUUUUUGGUUUUGAUGCUGGGGCUGAUGUGGAGAUUUUGCGAUGCCUGCCCCGCAUCCUGCACUUGCAGCAUCUCAAGGAUUGUUUGUAUUGAUUCCGUGCCGGGGAUCGAGGAUUUCCCCGUGCUCACGUUGGAUGACAUGGAAAACAUCACCGAGAUAUACAUUGCAAAUCAAAACAGACUGUUUGACAUGAAUGACAACAGUUUGAGACACUACAUAAACCUCAGAAACCUAACAGUGAUAAACACCAGAUUGACAUCGAUAUCAUCAGACGCAUUUUUCAACAAUACAAGACUUCAAUAUGUAAAUCUCAGAGACAAUAAUCUAUCGACACUGUCAUGGAGAACAUUUCAGAACUUUAACAUAACAUUACCGCUCCUUCUGUCUGGGAACCCUCUGGAUUGUGUUUGUGAGAACUUGUGGAUCAAACUGAGGCUCCAAGAGGACAUAGACGGCCAAGAUCUGAAAUGCAUGGACGAUAGAGGAGAGACGACGGCCUUCGCCACACUCACUCCACUGGAUUGUGUGGUUCCCAAAGUGGAGGUCACCCCCAAAAUUGUGACCAAGAUGCAGGGGAGUAACGUCAAAGCUGUGUGCACCACCUCAGGUUCCCCUCUCCCUGAGAUCCUGUGGAACCUGGAUCUGCUCUCCACACACCAUGAGAUCGAAGCAAAGGAAACAGAGAGCACCCUCACCUUGUCAGGCCUGUCUCCUGAAGAUAAUGGCAGGGUGAUCAUAUGCAGUGCCGAGAACAUGGUCGGUCAGAUGGAGGCCACCCUGCAGCUUAACAUUCUCUUUGCCCCCACCAUCCAGCAGCUGCUGGGUCCGGAGCAGAACCACCACUGGUGCAUCCCCUUCAGCGUGACGGGGAACCCCAAGCCCGAGCUGCAGUGGUACCACGAGAACAUGCCCCUCCAGGAGCAGGACUACAUCCACACGCAGAUCCACCUGUCCACUGAGAGCGAGGACCACGGCUGCCUGCAGCUGGUCAACCCCACGCAUAUUCACAAUGGCAUGUACAGGCUGGUGGCAAAGAAUAAAUACGGCCGAGACGAGAAGAAGGUCUCUGCACAGUUCAUCGAACCACCUGAGCCAGAUGAGAUCGAUGAGUUCUAUAAUAUGGAUUCCCCACUGGGCGACAGUGUUGCUGUGUAUGUAGUUGUGGGAAUUGCAGGAGUUGCAUUGACCGGCUGUGUCCUGAUGGUGAUCAUUCUGAAAUGUGGAAGAAACUCCAAGUUUGGUAUUAAAGGCUCCUCCUCAGUCAUCAGUAAUGACGAUGACUCCGCCAGCCCUCUUCAUCACGUCUCCAAUGGCAACAACACCCCGUCGUCCUCGGAGAUGGGUCCAGACGCAGUGAUCAUCGGGAUGACAAAGAUUCCUGUCAUUGAGAACCCACAGUACUUCCGUAACUCCGGCAGCAUGCUGAAAUCUGACACGUUUGUCCAGCACAUCAAGAGACACAACAUCGUCCUGAAGAGGGAGCUGGGAGAGGGCGCCUUCGGGAAGGUCUUCCUCGCUGAGUGCUACAACCUGACACCAGACCAGGAGAAGCUCCACGUGGCAGUGAAGACCCUGAAAGAGGCCAGCGAGAGCGGCCGAGCAGACUUCUACAGAGAGGCCGAGCUCCUCACCAACCUGCAGCACGAGCACAUCGUCACCUUCUACGGAGUGUGUGUAGAGAGCGACCCCCUCAUCAUGGUGUUUGAAUAUAUGAAACAUGGUGACCUCAACAAGUUUCUCAGGUCUCACGGUCCUGAUGCAGUGCUGAUGGCAGACGGUCAACACAGUAUCCUGGUGGAGCUCACCCAGUCCCAGAUGCUGCACAUUGCCCAACAGAUUGCGGCUGGCAUGGUCUACCUGGCCUCUCAGCACUUUGUCCACAGAGACUUGGCAACCAGGAACUGCCUGGUCGGAGAAAACCUGCUGGUCAAGAUAGGAGACUUUGGCAUGUCCAGAGACGUUUACAGCACAGACUAUUACAGAGUGGGCGGUCAUACGAUGCUGCCGAUCCGCUGGAUGCCCCCGGAGAGCAUCAUGUACCGGCGGUUCACCACGGAGAGCGACGUGUGGAGCCUAGGGGUGGUGCUGUGGGAGAUCUUCACAUACGGCAAACAGCCCUGGUACCAGCUCUCCAACAAUGAGGUGAUUGAGUGCAUCACCCAGGGCCGUGUGCUGCAGCGGCCCCGCACCUGCCCUAAAGAGGUGUACGACCUGAUGCUGGGCUGCUGGCAGAGGGAGCCCUACAUGAGGCUCAACAUCAAGGAGAUCCACAGCAUGCUCCAGAGCCUCGCCAAGGCCUCGCCCGUCUACCUGGACAUUCUGGGCUGAUGCACCAGCGUGUCAUGUAUGUUCUCUGCGUGCAUGUGGGCUUCGUGAGUGUUUUCCGUGUGUCGGUGUGUUUGACAUGAAACGACGGAGAGGAGGAAGAGAAGUGUGUGUGAGUGUGUGUGUUUGUGUACAUCACAUGGCUGUAAAUGUUACUGUAAAUGCUCUCGUCCUCAUCACAUCAAGAAAAGCCUUAAAUCUCCAGUGAUUUUAUUUUUGCUUUUUCUGAACUUGUCCAUCUGCAGAUGUUACCGAAGCAUGUUUCACAAACGGAAACCAAAAUGUAUACAGGAUCAACAUCAUCAAUACUACAUACAUACGAUACAUAUACAUAUGAUACAUAUACAUACAUAUA